This is a messenger RNA of Tupaia belangeri chinensis (Chinese tree shrew), 1838 nucleotides long. It is a transcript of the gene TMEM177, whose product is annotated as transmembrane protein 177. The record is from RefSeq and is a predicted model, not a curated record. Bases 289 to 1224 code for a protein of 311 amino acids. Gene Ontology annotation, cellular component: membrane. The transcript is spliced from 2 exons. Lineage: Eukaryota; Metazoa; Chordata; Mammalia; Scandentia; Tupaiidae.
CAACCCAGAGCGCGGCCUGGCGCGGGUGGCGUUGGGAGCGUAGGGACCUUGGCCGGGACCCCUCUGUUCCUAGCCUGACUUUCCUUAUUAGAGGAAAAGGCCCGGAUGGACUGAAAUUGGCCGAGUGGUGCUUUGCGUUCUUUUUUGCUGCAAUUCAUUGCUAAUUACUGUAGGUGGUUUUCACAGACAGGAGUACAGUAAGCUACAACCAAAGUUGUAUCAUUAUUUUUACUGCCAUAUUCACGGAUGCAACGUUAGGAUGCCCGGUUGUCUGCGGUGACAGCAGUCAUGGCUGGGCCCCUGCGGUGGGCCACUGCAUUUGUGCAGCGACACAGAGCAGGCGUCUUGGUGGGUUCCUGCACAGGCCUGUUUGGGAUACAGAUGUCUUACCACCUCUUCCCGGAUCCCGUGAUCCAAUGGCUCUACCAGUACUGGCCACAGGGCCAGCCGGCCCCCCUGUCCCCGGAACUGCAGAACCUCUUCCAAGAGGUGCUGCAGGACCUGGGUGUUCCCUCAGGCCAUUGCUACAAGCCCUUCACCACUUUCAUCUUUCAGCCUGUGAGUGCUGGCUUCCCGAGACUCCCUGCUGGGGCUGUGGUGGGCAUCCCCGCCAGCUUUCUGGGGGUCCCACUGACCAAUAUUGACCAUUCUGUGGUUGUCCAUGGUCAAAGAGUGGACUGGCAGAGCCCAGCAGGUGCCCGGCUGAGAGAUGCCCUCACCCUGUCCCAUGAUGCCCAGAAGUUCGCCUUGGCUAGGGAGGUGGUGUUCCUGGAGAGCAGCGCAGCCGCCCUACAGGCCCUGCCCGGCCCUGUUUGCCUGACAGGAACCUGGGCACUAAGUGUGGGUGCCAAGCAUGCACUGGGCCUCUAUGGAGGCCCCACGAACCUACGGGCUGCCUUCAACUUACUGGCAGCUGUGGCAGGCUUCGUGGCCUACGCCCUCUCCACAGACUCUCUGACUCAUGCCCUGGAAGCCUGGCUGGACCGCCGCACAGCCUCUCUGUCUGCAGCCUAUGCCCGGGGUGGAGUGGAGUUCUACGAGAAGGUUCUAUCGGGCAACCUGGCCCUGCGCAGUCUCUUGGGCAGGCGUGGGGAGAAGCUGUACACACCCAGCGGGAACAUCAUCCCCAGACACUGGUUCCGAAUCAAACAUUUACCCUACACAACCCGCCGGGACUCUGUGCUACAGGUGUGGAGAGUGACGUUCAACCCAGGCCACUCCUGAAGGACUGAGGACAAGGACAACUCUUGCUGUUAACUCUGAGGGAGCCUCUUGGUACCUCUGCAUCCACAGCCCAGUGUCAGGAAAAUGACAGGCAUUGGAGUUAAGCCACCAAGAUUCUUUCUUAGCAUACCCUGUAUGGACCCAGUGACUUUGGGCAAGUCCCUUUAUGAACAUGAGAGUGGGGAUGAUGAGAAUGACCUUGCGGGGUUGAAGGGUUGUGUGUGGCCUGCAGAGGGCAUACUAUAUUCAUAGACAGGUGUCCUCCUUGUCCUUGACUGCCGUUCAGCUGUGGAGUCAGGCCAUGCCUCACCACCACCAGGUCCUUACAGUACGUGAACACUGCUACAGCAGAGAACCACCCCCAGUGUGCCUGGCAGUCACAGCUCAGUUUUCCUCUGCUAUGGUAGGUGGUAGCGUGCCACACUGCAGAGCUAGAAGCCAAAUGGUAACUGCAGUUUGAAUCCCCAACACAGCCUGAAGCAGCAUGUAUAUAAGUUCCCAAGAUAGGAUGGGCUGGAGGAAGGGAGUGUGGCAGAUCUGACCCUGCAGCAGGUGCUUUUCUCUUUCUCACUCUCACGCACAUGCUCUGUCAUGAAUAAAGAAAAAAUGUAAGA